AUGGCUCAGCAUAAAAUCGGAUAUAAUUUCAAACCUGGAAAAUACAAGCUCGCUAAGGGAUAUGAUUUAAUAGCAUAUCGUCCAAAUGACAUGACUGAAUUUACUCCGAGAUAUUUUAUGUCAGAGAUAAAUGAUGAUUCAACUAUCUUCAUGAAACGCGUAAAAAAUAGAGACGGAACGAAAGAAGAAAGGCUUAUGAAUGCAGAUGACUUAAAUAGGGAACUUGUUAAAAACGGUCUCGGAAUAUAUGAAAUGCCAGCAGAUGAGGUACAAGAAACUCCACAGGAAGAACUAGUUCAGAUACAACCAGACAUGGAAGAAAUAGUUCAGCAACAACAGCUAGAAGAGCCUGAAGGAAACGAACAAGUCGCUCCUUUGGAAACUAACCUCACAGAACUAGAUGAAGAUUUGGAACAGCCGAAAAAUCUUGACCCUCAACAAGAGUAUGCGGAGAAUAUGGAAUAUUUCCAAGAGUCUAAAAAAAAUUCGGCUGACAUAGUAGAAGAAUAUCGAAAAAUGUUCACCGACAUACAAAAGACUCCAACACCAGAUGAAAAUAUUCAGCAUAGAAUGGAAGAACUGAAAGAAAAUGUACACAAAUACAACAACCCUUUUUACUUACGAGCAUUUAACGUUCAAUCUUCGGAUGAACUCGGUGAAGAUAAAAGGUUAAAUUUCAAGAAAACAUAUAGAAAUGAAACAUUGUUUAAAGUUCAUUCAGAACCUAGCCAAGAUGGAAACAAACCUACUUUUGUUUCUGCAGACGAUGGAACUACAAUGAGAUGGGGUCAUAAAGCUAAUCCAGAUAGGUGGUUCAUAAACUUACAACCUCAAUUCCAAGAAGUUGUAGACGCAAUGGAAGUGAAUGGUGAACCAGAUAUAGCUGGUAUUUUCAGCGCGGCUUUAAUGCCAUUGAAAGAUAUGAAAGAUGCAGAUAUUUUGAACCAGUAUGAAAUGAACAUGGCUGAUGGAAAUAUAACACCUGAC
Trichomonas vaginalis G3 is the source of this 987-nucleotide messenger RNA. Its product is annotated as protein of unknown function, DUF4106 family. The record is from RefSeq and is a predicted model, not a curated record. The annotation marks the transcript as partial. NCBI's taxonomy places the organism in Eukaryota, Parabasalia, Trichomonadida, Trichomonadidae. The transcript has a single exon.